Messenger RNA from Pseudopipra pipra, 3934 nucleotides. RefSeq names its product ATPase H+ transporting V0 subunit a1 (gene ATP6V0A1). The transcript has 23 exons. The record is from RefSeq and is a predicted model, not a curated record. The coding region runs from base 118 to 2724 and encodes 868 amino acids. Gene Ontology annotation, biological process: vacuolar acidification; proton transmembrane transport. Gene Ontology annotation, molecular function: ATPase binding; proton-transporting ATPase activity, rotational mechanism. Lineage: Eukaryota; Metazoa; Chordata; Aves; Passeriformes; Pipridae. Gene Ontology annotation, cellular component: vacuolar proton-transporting V-type ATPase complex; plasma membrane; vacuolar proton-transporting V-type ATPase, V0 domain.
GUCGCCAGGAGACGUGCGCGUGACGCCGCGGCGCGCAGGCGGUGACGUCACGGGCGGGUCCCGGCGCGGGGCAGCGGGAGCGGCGGCGGCGGAGGCCGCGGCGGGAGCGGUGCCGCCAUGGGGGAGCUGUUCCGCAGCGAGGAGAUGACCCUGGCCCAGCUGUUCCUGCAGUCCGAGGCCGCGUACUGCUGUGUCAGCGAGCUGGGCGAGCUGGGCAAAGUCCAGUUCCGCGACCUGAACCCCGAUGUGAACGUGUUCCACCGAAAAUUCGUCAAUGAGGUCCGGAGGUGUGAGGAGAUGGACCGCAAGCUCCGGUUUGUGGAGAAGGAGAUUAAAAAAGCUAAUAUUCCUAUCAUGGACACUGGCGAAAACCCAGAGGUGCCUUUUCCACGUGACAUGAUUGACCUGGAGGCAAACUUUGAGAAAAUUGAAAACGAGCUUAAAGAAAUCAACACCAACCAGGAGGCUCUGAAGAAAAACUUCUUGGAGCUGACAGAAUUAAAAUUUAUACUGCGUAAAACUCAGCAGUUUUUUGAUGAGGCUGAAUUGCAUCAUCAGCAGAUGGCGGAUCCAGACCUGUUGGAAGAAUCCUCUUCACUGCUGGAGCCGAGUGAGAUGGGAAGAGGUGCCCCACUCCGACUUGGGUUCGUGGCUGGCGUGAUCAACCGCGAGCGCAUCCCCACGUUCGAGCGCAUGCUGUGGCGCGUGUGCCGCGGGAACGUCUUCCUGCGCCAGGCCGAGAUCGAGAACCCGCUGGAGGAUCCCGCCACGGGGGAUUAUGUGCACAAGUCUGUGUUUAUCAUCUUCUUCCAAGGUGACCAGCUGAAGAACAGAGUCAAGAAGAUCUGUGAAGGGUUCCGGGCCUCCCUCUAUCCAUGCCCAGAAACACCCCAGGAGCGGAAGGAAAUGGCUUCUGGUGUCAAUACCAGAAUUGAUGAUCUUCAGAUGGUGCUGAACCAAACAGAGGAUCAUCGCCAGAGGGUUUUGCAGGCAGCUGCUAAAAACAUCCGUGUCUGGUUCAUCAAAGUGCGGAAGAUGAAGGCGAUUUACCACACCCUGAACCUGUGCAACAUCGACGUGACACAGAAGUGCUUGAUUGCUGAAGUCUGGUGUCCUGUUGCUGACCUCGAUUCCAUCCAGUUUGCUCUCAGGAGGGGCACUGAGCACAGCGGAUCCACCGUCCCAUCUAUUUUAAACAGGAUGCAAACUAACCAGACCCCACCCACCUACAACAAAACAAAUAAGUUUACUUCUGGCUUUCAAAACAUUGUUGAUGCUUACGGCAUUGGGACAUAUCGGGAAAUAAAUCCAGCACCCUAUACCAUCAUCACCUUCCCAUUCCUGUUUGCUGUGAUGUUUGGGGAUUUUGGCCACGGAAUCCUGAUGACUCUGAUUGCUGUCUGGAUGGUGGUGAGGGAAAGCCGGAUUCUGUCCCAGAAGAGUGACAAUGAGAUGUUCAACAUGGUGUUCAGUGGUCGGUACAUCAUCCUGCUGAUGGGGCUGUUCUCCACAUACACAGGCCUCAUCUACAACGACUGCUUCUCCAAGUCCCUCAACAUGUUCGGUUCCUCGUGGAGCGUCCGGCCAAUGUUCACUAAAGGCAACUGGUCAGAUGCCUUGCUGGAGACCACCCCCCUGCUGCAGCUGGAUCCUGCUAUCCAGGGAGUGUUUGGUGGGCCCUACCCCUUUGGCAUUGACCCGAUCUGGAAUAUUGCCAGCAAUAAGCUGGCCUUCCUCAAUUCCUUUAAGAUGAAGAUGUCUGUGAUUCUUGGCAUUUUCCAGAUGCUCUUUGGUGUCGCGUUGAGUCUCCUCAACCACAUCUAUUUUAAGAAGCCACUGAACAUAUACCUUGGAUUUAUCCCAGAAAUGAUUUUCAUGUCCUCCCUCUUUGGAUACCUUGUUAUUCUCAUCUUUUACAAGUGGACAGCCUAUGAUGCUCACACAUCGAAGGAAGCACCGAGCCUCUUAAUACACUUUAUCAACAUGUUUCUGUUCUCCUAUGAGGAUACCAGUAAUAAGAUGCUUUAUAGUGGGCAGAAGGGGCUCCAGUGCUUCCUCGUGGUCGUGGCAUUGCUGUGUGUGCCGUGGAUGCUGGUAGCCAAACCCCUGGUCCUUCGCCAGCAGUAUUUAAGGAGAAAACACUUGGAAGGGCAGCCCGAGGAGGCCCAGGGCAGCACGAACGCGCAGGCGCUCGAGGCAGCAGCGGCUGCAACAGGCACGCACAACUUUGGUGGGAUCCGGGUGGGCAAUGGCCCAACGGAGGAGGAUGCUGAGAUCAUUCAACAUGACCAGUUAUCUACCCAUUCUGAGGAGGGGGAAGAGCCUACAGAGGACGAGGUGUUCGACUUCGGUGACACCGUGGUGUACCAGGCCAUCCACACCAUCGAGUACUGCCUGGGCUGCAUCUCCAACACCGCGUCCUACCUGCGGCUCUGGGCCCUCAGCCUGGCCCACGCACAGCUCUCGGAGGUGCUCUGGACCAUGGUGAUCCACAUUGGCCUCAGCGUGAGGAGCCUGGGAGGAGGCCUUGGCCUCUUCUUCAUCUUUGCUGCUUUUGCCACCCUGACAGUGGCCAUUCUGCUGGUCAUGGAGGGGCUCUCAGCUUUCCUCCACGCUCUGCGUUUGCACUGGAUCGAGUUCCAGAACAAGUUCUACACUGGUACUGGGUUCAAGUUUCUCCCUUUCUCCUUUGACACCAUCCGUGAGGGGAGGUUUGAUGACUGAGCCCCCCUCCCCACACUCCAGCAGUGUUAAACACCGUGUGUGUGUGUGUGUGUGACUGACCCUCCCCUCCUUGUAUGUCUGAGUCGUGUGUAACCCCCCCCAUAGUGACAGUAACUUAUUGCAGCACUCUUGAGCGUUACCAUGGCAUCCCAAAGCCACGAGCUUUGAUGUUCUGGGGUAACGGGUGACACUGGAUCACAGAAACCUUUUUGUUCCUUAUGUUUACUCUCGAAGAUACCAAGUGCAUGAUGUGUCUGUUUGGUGUGCAGUUGUGUGCUCCCUGUGUUGUGCAUUCCCUGGCAGCUGAUCAGGGCAGAAGAGAAAUGUAGCUGUGCUGAGGGGGCAAACCAGUACAUGGAGAAAAGACCUAAGAACCCCAGCUCCAGAAGAACGAGGGCUGCUCCCCCUCAUGUUGCUGGAGGCUGUGGUGGGGAGGGGGCUCAGGCCUGGCUGUGGCCUGGGGCUGGAUGGGGAGGGAUGAACUGUGGUGUUGACUGUCAUCUCUCACCGCAGGUACUGCCACUGGCAGUGGAACUUCUGGGGUUUCUGAUUUAAAGCCAAAGGUUGCAAAGCCCUUGAGGCACGUUGGGUAGUGCCUGUAUGGACUUGGCAUUGGCGGAGGCAGCUUUUGCACAGGUGGAGGGACCAGUGGCUUACGCUGUCCUGUGCACUCCAGGUCUGAGGAGCACUUUAAGGGGGAGCAGAGGCCCAGGGAGGUCUCAGUGGUGUGUCCCUGCAGUACCUGUUGCUUUCUCUCCUGCCUGAGCUGUCAGUAAUUCCUUGCCCUCCUCAACUCGAUGUAGCUGUAGCAGCAGUGGGGUGUUAGUGCUGUGUGCAACCAUCGUGUUUAAUUCUCACAGUGGAGCUGAAUAUUUGUAUAUGAACAGAUUAGAACAAAAAUGAGAAUCAUUAACCUGGAAGUGAGGAGGAUAUGCCUCAAGGUACUGGGCUGCCUAAAAUUAGGUGAGAAAGGUACAUGUGCACUGCAUGCUGCAACGUGUGCAGGGCACAGGGACCUUCAUGCUGCACCUGGGCAGCCCCUGGGUGCUCACUGGGGUGUGUUUACAGACCUGUUUGCAGACUGAAGGGUGAAAUCAAAGUGGAGCUGCAGGUGGAGCACUGACACAAGACCUGGUGUGUACUGCUGUCUGGAUGAAAUGCUUGACAGUUGCUGACAGUCACUGUAUAAAUUAAAUGAACUGCACAACAA